This is a messenger RNA of Cyclospora cayetanensis, 1311 nucleotides long. Its product is annotated as 26S proteasome regulatory subunit 6A homolog B. NCBI's taxonomy places the organism in Eukaryota, Apicomplexa, Conoidasida, Eucoccidiorida, Eimeriidae. The transcript has 11 exons. Gene Ontology annotation, biological process: proteasome-mediated ubiquitin-dependent protein catabolic process. Gene Ontology annotation, molecular function: ATP hydrolysis activity; ATP binding; proteasome-activating activity. Gene Ontology annotation, cellular component: proteasome regulatory particle, base subcomplex. Bases 1 to 1311 code for a protein of 436 amino acids. The record is from RefSeq and is a predicted model, not a curated record.
AUGGAUUCAGUAGAUGUCUGGGGUGAGGAGGAGGGCGUCACGGCAGAGGUUGCAAGCCUCACAGCGGCGGAGCUGCGCAUGCGGACAUCCCUGAUAGAUUCAGAACUCAAGUACUUCAAAAGCGAAACAAAUAAGCUCAAAUAUGAGCUGAACAACAUGCAGGAGCGAAUUAAAGACGCCAUCGAGAAGAUUCGUCUUAAUAAACAGUUGCCCUAUUUGGUGGGAAGUGUCGUGGAGUUAUUCGAUAACGAGGAAGAGGGAGAGGAGGAUGGGGCCGUCACGGAUAUUGACUUGCAGCGCAAAGGAAAAUGCAUUGUCAUUAAAACCUCUACCAGACAGACCGUCUUCUUGCCAGUCAUUGGACUUGUAGAAGCAGACCAGCUAAAACCUGGAGACCUGGUUGGGGUCAACAAGGACUCGUAUCUUGUGCUGGAUAAGCUGCCGGCGGAAUACGAUGCAAGAGUGAAAGCUAUGGAGGUAGACGAAAGACCAACCGAAGAAUAUAGUGAUGUCGGUGGCCUAGACAAACAGAUUCAGGAACUCAUAGAGGCCAUUGUUUUACCGAUGACCCACAAGGAACGUUUUGAGAAGAUUGGCAUUCGGCCCCCGAAAGGCGUUCUGAUGUACGGCCCCCCAGGCACAGGAAAAACUCUUCUUGCGAGGGCCUGCGCAGCCCAGGUACCAUUCAAACUUGCAUGUACAUGUUCGAACUGGCAGACGAAGGCAACGUUCCUAAAAUUGGCGGGGCCUCAACUCGUACAGAUGUUUAUCGGGGAUGGAGCGAAGAUGGUUCGCGAUGCGUUCGAGUUGGCAAAGGAGAAGGCUCCUGCAAUCAUCUUUAUUGACGAGCUGGACGCCAUUGGGACAAAACGUUUCGACAGUGAAUUGUCCGGAGAUCGAGAAGUUCAAAGGACAAUGCUCGAACUCCUCAACCAACUAGAUGGAUUCAGCAGCGACGACCGCAUCAAAGUCAUUGCGGCGACUAACCGUCCGGAUGUUCUAGACCCGGCUUUGCUUCGUUCAGGCCGCCUAGACAGAAAGAUCGAAUUACCGCAUCCCAGCGAAGAUGCCAGAGAGCGUAUUCUUCAGAUUCACGCAAGGAAGAUGACAGUCAAUAAAGCAGAUGUAAAUUUCCGUGAGCUGGCAAGGAGCACGGACGAUUUCAAUGGAGCACAGUUGAAAGCUGUUUGUGUUGAAGCCGGGAUGAUUGCUCUACGCCGAAACGCGUCGGAACUGCAGCACGAAGACUUUGUGCAGGGGAUUGCUGCUGUUCAAGCAAAGAAAAAGUCAAGUCUGAAUUACUUUACCUAA